CCGCGCGCACACACACUCAGAUACAAUGCUGCUCCCAGCGAGCCUGCUGAUUGGCCUGCUGUGCCUGAGCCAUGUGGGGGGUGCGUGGGGUUUUGCCCGUCUGCUGGAUGACGUGGAGCUGCGCUCGGCUUUCUCUGUGGCACGCACCAACAGCAUGGAGGGCGGGCCCAAGAUGACUGUGACCUUCGACACUGUUUACGUCAACAUCGGAGGGGAUUUUGAUCCCAAGGCUGGCAUGCUGCGCUGCCGUAUCCCCGGGGCCUACUACUUCUCCUUCACAGUGGGCAAGUUUCCACACAAAGACCUGUCUGUGAUGCUGAUGAAGAACAGGAACGAGGUGCAGGCCAUCGUGUACGAGGAAAACGCCGGAGAGGAGAGGAAGGUGCAGAGCCAGAGCGUCAUGCUGCAGCUGGAGUUCGGUGACACCGUCUGGCUCCGUCUCCAUGGUGACCCUCGCUACGCGCUCUACAGCAACACCGGACACUACACCACCUUCAACGGCUACCUCGUCUACCCCGAUACCUACGGCUACCAGACACACCACCACCAGCAUCACCCUGCCUCCCAGCAGCCCCAGCAGGACAACACGCCCCUGUUAGACAGCAACCAGGCCACAGAGCAUGGCAGGUCUGCAUCAAGAGACACGGAGGAGGAGAAGGAGCUGCAACGUAGGGAGGAAGAGGAGGAGGAGGAUGAGGAGGAUGAAGAGGAUGACCAGAGAUCUGCCUUCUCAGUGGGGCGCACCCAGAGCAUCGUGGGAGUAGACCAAGUGGGCAUGCCGCAGCACCAGCCGGUCAGCUUCGACACAGCGUUCGUCAACAUCGGAGAAGACUUCAACGUGACGGAGGGGGUGUUCACCUGCCGCGUCCCCGGGGCCUACUACUUCUCCUUCAACGUGGGCAAGCUGCCGCAGAAGACGCUGUCCGUCAAGCUGAUGAAGAACCGUCUAGAGGUGCAGGCGAUGAUCUACGACGACAGCCAGGGCGAGAAAGCUCUGCAGAGUCAGAGCCUGAUGCUGUCGCUGAAACCAGGAGACACCGUCUGGCUCUACUCCCACCAGAGAGACGGCUUUGGGGCUUACAGCAACCACGCCAAGUACAUCACAUUCACCGGCUUCCUGGUUUAUCCGGACUUCCCCGCCACCACCACCACCACUAAAACCACCAGCCAAUCAGAUGUAAACAAGAAACCCUAG
This is a messenger RNA of Chelmon rostratus (copperband butterflyfish), 1195 nucleotides long. RefSeq names its product C1q and TNF related 4 (gene c1qtnf4). The transcript is spliced from 3 exons. The record is from RefSeq and is a predicted model, not a curated record. Lineage: Eukaryota; Metazoa; Chordata; Actinopteri; Chaetodontiformes; Chaetodontidae. Gene Ontology annotation, molecular function: protein binding. Bases 26 to 1195 code for a protein of 389 amino acids.